AUGAAUCAUUCUUCUUAUCAUGAUCAACCAUACUCUUAUGGACAUGUGCCAUUUCAAUUAGAACUUGGCAAUGGUCUAUUACAUAGUGCCAAUUGUAAAAAUCUAAAUGGACAGAACAGUAAUAUUCAUGAUUCAAAAUCUGUUGAAAUUACACGUAAUGUUGAUACGGGUAUUACUUAUUUAUCGUUGCCAGCACCAAAAUUUCAACUUGUUAAACAUCAGCAACUAUUUGAUGCUAAACAUCAAUGUGAACAAGAUUUUUUUAUACGUUUUCGACUCAUGACCGACGAUGAAUUGGAUGAAAUAUUUUCGAAUUUGAAUGAACAUGACGCUAAUCGAUACAUAAAUAGUUAUCAGUAUUUAUAUCAAUGCGUACUGAAAUCAAUAUUAAGAGAUGUUGAUUUAAAUGAAGAAAUUUCACAAAUCAAACAUGAAAUAACAUAUCAAAAUGCAAUUCUACCUAUACUAAUGCAAAAUCAUAAAUUAGCAAAGCGUGAAAGAAAAAUUCUAUAUAAUAUCGUAACAAAAUCAUGGCGAAAAUUUGAUGAACGUAUACAGAAUGAAAUAAAUGUACAGCAUCAAUUUGAACAGUUAAAAAGCGAACAUCAAGAUUUAACAAAUAUGAAAAUAAAACAAGAACACUAUCAAACAUUCUAUUCUCAAUUACAUGAUACUAAUAUUAAUGUAAUGCAUUUAAAACGAGAAAUUCAACAAUUAAUUGGUUAUAAAGGUCAAUUAGAAAAUGAAAUACACGAAAUCAAAACUCAUUGUUCUCAUAGUUUGACUCAACUUAAUUUUCUCAAAUGCAAAGUUGCUCGAACUCUUACAAAUGAACUAAAUAAUCUUCAGCUACAACGUGAUUCAUUAAUAAAGCAAACUGAAUUAAUGAAAUAUAAUUUAACCGAACAAACUCAAGAAUAUGAUAAUACUCUUAACAACCAUCAUACAAGUUUAAAUAGUUUUCGUUUCGUAUUAAUUGAACUUGAACAACAAUUGAAAAAGCAGACAGAAAAUGAAUUACUUCAUUUAAAACCAUCUAAUCAAGUAAUUCAUGAUGAUGCACAUAAGUUAAUAUUAAUUCUAGAAAAUAAAGUUGAUGAAAACAAAUUAUUAAAUAUUGAAUUACAAAAAACUGUUGCUGAUUAUCAAGAAAAUAUUUUGAAACAAAAGCAAUCGUUGAUCUAUCGCGACGCAUGUCUUCAAUUAAAAACUCAAUGUCGCACCAUUGGACGUCAAUUAAGAUUAAAAUUAAAAGAACAUUCAAAGGAUGAUAUUCUCUAUCAAGCAUUAAUUCAACAUCAUGAUUCGUUAUUAACUCAAAAAAACGUAGAACACAUACGUACGAAUACAUCAAAUGAACAUACAUAUCCAUUAAUUGAUGAAAAUGUUCAAUUAAAAAAUCAUUUUGAACAUCUUCAUCGUGAAAAUACCCAAAUAAAUGCAAAUACUUUACUUGAGUCGAGACAAAAAGUUGCUCGUCUUAAACAGAUUCAUCAAACAUUUGUUAAACAAAACCUUAUCUAUGAACAUACAAAAAACAAUCAUCAUAAAAUAAAUGAACAAUUACAUAUGAAAACUAAUCGAAUUACUGGUAGAAUGAAUAAUAUAUUGAAUAGAAUUCAACAAAAUAGAUUAGAUUUCAACAGCAAUUAUGAACAUAUUCGAAUACUCGAAAAUAAACUAAGCGAAGAACAACAACAGUAUCUUCAAGCUACAUAUUUAUUGACGGAAAUGAAAAAUCAUUCGGAUUCAUAUGGAACUAAACAACAAUUAAUAAAAAUGCAAAUACAAGUCGCAUCGAAUAAUAUUAAACAUUCUCAAUAUCGCUUAAAAAGUUUUACUGAACAAUUAUCUAUUUGUCAUAAUGGUGUAAUUGAGCAGCAGACAUCUUUAAAUAAAUUAUACGAAUUUCAUUCUGCACUUGAACAAAAAGACGAAAUUAAUCUAAGAAAGCUCUCAAAUGUUCACAAUCAAUAUGUUAGCCUUCAAAAUCAAUACGAAGUUUCACAGAAACAUCUUAAAAAAGCAAACGAAGAUUCAAUAAAAUAUUUAAAAGUUCGAUCAAUCUUAGGUCGUAUGGUGGUGCGUCGAAUUAAUUUAUGUCAACUAUUAUAUAAAAAAUUAGCUCGAUUUGAUGAGCAUAUUCAUCAACGAGAGAAUAAUAUUCAAAUUAUUUCUAAAUGUAUUCACUCAUUAAAAAUUCAUAUUCGACAAAACCGAGAACAAAAUAGAAAGUUAAUUGAGAAAAAAGAUAAAUUUCAACUUGAGGUUGUAAAAGCUCACAUUGAUAAAAUCCUUGAUCGUUCACAUGAAAAACAAAGAGUACUCAGGAAACAAAUAUUUCAACGACAUUUUUGUAAAAGACAUUCACUUGAUCCUUUACCACGUGAAGAACUAGCUUAUUUAAAAAACAAACUUUGCAUUAUAAAGAAUCGUUUCAUAAAAAUAAUAUGUCGUGGGAUUAUUUGUAACUUAGUACUUGUAUCAAUCCAACAAGAAUUUUCAAAUCAAUUAGAAUAUCGUACAUUGAAAUCUAACCGAGAAAAUUGUAUAAAUUUAUCUUGUUUACGAUCGAAUCUCUAUCAAUUAAUGCGUCAGUUGAAAGCAAAAACAGCAGAAAAUAAUAUGCUUGUUGAUUAUCGAUAUUAUUUUCAAGUAAUUCAUACAGAUGCUAUUCAACAGCUUAUUCAAUGGAAGAUUCUUGAUAUAAAAUCGUCGUUGAUGGCUUCGUCGGUGGUUGCCAUUAAUCCAAACGAAUCGCCACAGAAGUUAUGCCGAUAUUUUCUCUCGAACACAUGUCGUUAUGGUGAUAAAUGUUACUAUUCACACGAUCAAACAAACAGUCAAAUAAAUAAUAUCUGUCGAUAUUACCUACGAGGCAAAUGUAUAUAUGGUGAUCGAUGCAGGUAUGUUCAUGCACAACAGAAAUCGGAAGCAUUUCCUUGGUCGAUUGAACCACCAAUAACUACAACAACAAGUUCGUUUCAACAGAAUUUACUUAGUAACCAAUCUCAAUCAUGUAUUAAUUUGAAUACAGAAGAGCCAAGACGCUAUGAACAAAAUUCUCCUGAUGAUUCAACUUCUCUUGAAGAAGUGGAGCUACAUUCUCCUAGUUUUACUCUUCAAUCAAUAUGUCCAUAUGCUGAAAAAGAUGGCUAUUGUGAAGCAUUAGAAACUGGGCGUUAUUGUCCAUAUAUUCAUGGUGAUUUAUGUGACCUUUGUGAAAUGCCGUUAUUACACCCAACAAAUGAAAAACAACGAGAACAGCAUCGAUUUGAAUGCCUGAGAAAACAUGAAGCUGAUUGUGAAGAAGCCUUCGCAAUACAACGUAGUCAAGAUAAAAAAUGUGGUGUUUGUCUUGAAACAGUAUGGGAUAGAGAUGGUGAUAAACGUUUUGGUAUAUUGGAAAAUUGUGAUCAUAUCUUUUGUUUGGAAUGCAUAAGAACAUGGCGUUCAUCAUCAAACUAUGAACAUAAAAUUGUCAAAGCUUGUCCCGAAUGUCGAAUAAAAUCUGAUUUUGUUACACCAACAAAAUAUUGGCCAGAAAAUGAUCAAGCAAAAAGGGCCCUAAUUCAAGUUUAUAAAGAAAAUCUUCAAAAGAUCCAUUGUAAAUUUUUCAAACGAGGUGAUGGUUUAUGUCCAUUCGGCUCAAAAUGUUUUUAUCGACAUGUUGAUAAACAUGGACAACAUGUUCAAUUAGAUCCACCGCGUCGUCGUCAACGUCUUAAUAUUCAUGGAGAUUUAGAAAACUAUUCUGAUGUUCUUAUGCUAUCGAUCUUUUCACCAUUUACUGUUGGGAGAGUAUUUGAUGAAUUGGAUAUAUUAUUUGAUGAUGAUGAUAUUGAAUCAUAUGGAUCAUAUUUAACGGAUGAUGAUGAUUUUCGUUUUGCCUAUGAACACGAUUAA
This is a messenger RNA of Rotaria socialis, 3906 nucleotides long. The record is from the annotation of a GenBank genome assembly. NCBI's taxonomy places the organism in Eukaryota, Metazoa, Rotifera, Eurotatoria, Philodinida, Philodinidae.